Molecule: messenger RNA, 849 nt
Organism: Acanthosepion pharaonis
Lineage: Eukaryota; Metazoa; Mollusca; Cephalopoda; Sepiida; Sepiidae
Source: the annotation of a GenBank genome assembly
AUGAAAAGGAGAGAUUUACCUCAAGGAGGAGUUAACUCCGACAACAACUAUCUAUCUAUCUAUCUAUCUAUCUCUUUACCUGUCUGUCUGUCGAUCUAUCAACCUGACCUGCUGUCUCUCUGUAUAUAUUUUUUAUUAUUUCUAUCUAUCUAUCUAUCUAUCUAUCUAUCUAUCUAUCUUAUUAAAACUGAUAUCUAUCUCAGUGUCUAUCUUUAUCUGACGGAGCAAUCUAUCUAUCUAUCUAUCUAUCUAUCGCAGUCUUUUUAUCUAUCUAUCAAUCAAUAUAUCUAUUUGAGUCCUUUUAAUGUAUCUCUGCUUUUUCUAUAUCUAUCUAUAUAUCUAUCUAUCUAUCUAAGACUUUCUAUCUAUUAUCUAUCUAUCUAUCUAUCUAUAUAUCAGUCUGUCUUUCUAUCUAUCUAUCUAUCUAUCUAUCUAUCUAUCUAUAUCUAUCUGAUCCGUUUAAUAUAUCUAUCUAUCUAUCUAUCUAUCUAUCUAUCUAUCUAUCUAUCUUUUAUAUAUCUAGCCCUUUUUAUAUCAUCUUUUUAUAUAUCUGUCUAUCUAUAUAUCUAUCUAUCUAAUAUCUGUCUAUUUUAUCUAUCUAUCUAUCUAUCUAUCUAUAUAUAUCUAUCUAUCUAUCUCAGUCUUUUAAUAAUAUCUAUUUUUAUAUCAUCUUUUAAUAUCUAUCUAUCAGUCUAUUUUAAUAUCUAUUUUAAUAUCUAUCUAUCUAUUAUCUAUCUGUAUAUCUUUCUAUAUAUCUAUCUAUUAUCUAUUUAUUAUCUAUCUAUCUAUCUAUCUAUCUAUCUAUUAAUAUCUAUCUAUCUUUUUAUAUAUAUCUUUCUAUAUAUCUGA